CCCCGCCGCUGUCCGGGCCAGGUUUUGAUGCAGCGCCGCCACUUGCCGGAGCGUUUGGAUUGGCUGAAGGAGCAAGGUAGCCCGAAGAGACGACUCCUUCUCCCCGUUCAGUCCCGUCAGUGGAGCGCGAGGCGCGGUGUUACGCACACACGCAUGCACUCACUGAGCUCUCACACGCGUGAAGGGGUUCGAGAGAGGAAGACUCUGCUGGUGGACUUUGAUUUUGAGGGGGAGCAUGCAUUUUCCUUCAAGAUAUCGAUCCGCACCUCAAGACAAACCUGGUGAACCUUUAAAGGGAAAAGCAAACGUAGGCACAUUUUAAUGCAACAUCCUCACUCACGGAGGGCGAUACACCCACCUCUUAUUCUAUAACACUAUCAGAUGUUUGUAAAAACAACUGCGCUGGAUAUAUUUUCUGCAAAGCUGUGUUUUGCGCUCGUUCUUGUGACUGGUGAUUCUUGGACGGCAACGCACUACAGCGAGGGACAAUAGCGCGUGUUUGACACGAAUUUCCCAGUGACUCGGACUUGUCUCAGAGCGUAGUUUUGACUCCUCAUUAUGGGGUACGGUGCACGAACUGACAGAGAAGAAGGAAGAGUGCUGAGAUUCUCUGCUGAGAUGUCGACCCUUUCCUGGCUCUUGCUUCUUCUCCUGGUGGACAUCGGAGUGGCUCAAGUUGACGAUGACUUCAUUGGUCUCGGUGAACUACCGGAAACUUUCCCUUCAGACCCCCCAGAGCCGCUGCCCGUGUUUUUGAUGGAACCAGAGGAGGCCUACAUUGUUAAGAACAAGCCAGUUAACCUGUAUUGCAAAGCCACACCUGCCACCCAGAUCUACUUCAAGUGUAACAGCGAGUGGGUUCACCAAAAGGAGCACACCGUGGAGGAGAGGGUUGACGAGAACUCCGGCCUGGUUGUGAGAGAGGCCAGCAUUGAGAUUACUCGGCAGCAGGUGGAGGAGUUGUUUGGACCAGAGGACUUCUGGUGUCAGUGUGUGGCCUGGAGCUCUGCUGGGACCACCAAGAGUCGCAAAGCUCAUGUCCGCAUUGCUUAUCUAAGGAAGACAUUUGACCAGGAACCUCUUGGGAAGGAAGUGUUACUCGAACAGGAGGUGUUACUGCAGUGUCGGCCACCUGAAGGCAUCCCAGCAGCUGAGGUGGAAUGGUUAAAAAAUGAAGAUGUUAUUGAUCCUGCAGAUGACAGAAACUUCUACAUCACCAUCGAUCACAACCUGAUAAUCAAACAGGCCCGCCUGUCUGACACCGCCAACUACACCUGUGUGGCAAAGAACAUUGUGGCAAAGAGACGCAGCACCACCGCCACGGUUAUCGUCUAUGUGAAUGGUGGAUGGUCAACAUGGACAGAGUGGUCAGUGUGCAGCAGUCGCUGUGGUCGUGGUUACCAGAAACGUACACGCAGCUGCACCAACCCAGCGCCACUCAACGGUGGUGCCAUCUGUGAAGGGCAAGGCAUCCAGAAGCUGCCCUGUAAUCCUCUCUGUCCAGUGGAUGGCCUGUGGACAGAGUGGAGUAAAUGGUCCACCUGUGGGACAGAGUGCACCCACUGGAGGAGGAGAGAAUGCAACGCCCCAGCACCCAAAAGCGGGGGGAAGGACUGUGAGGGCAUGGUGCUCCAGUCAAAGAACUGCACCGAUGGGCUGUGCAUGCAGAGUUCCUUGUAUCAGAAGUCUUCUGAGGCAAAAGACAAGAGUGACAUUGGAAAUUCAUUGGCCCCUAGUACAGAUGACGUAGCCCUCUAUGUGGGUAUUGUCAUAGCGGUGAUCAUGUGCUUGGUUAUCUCCGUCGUCGUGGCGCUCUUCAUCUACCGGAAGAACCACCGGGACUUCAGCUCUGAUAUCAUUGAUUCUUCUGCUCUCAAUGGAGGAUUUCAGCCAGUCAGCAUCAAGACCGCCCGCAAAGCUGAUCUUCUAACUUCUCCCCCUGACCUGACCUCAGCAGCUGCUAUGUACCGUGGCCCAGUUUACGCACUCCACGAUGUUGCUGACAAAAUCCCCAUGACUAAUUCCCCUCUGCUGGACCCUCUCCCUAACCUGAAGAUUAAGGUGUACAACUCUUCAGGCUUAGUAACUCCACAAGAUGACCUUGGAGGGGAAUUUUCCUCUAAACUUUCGCCUAAGCUGCCACACUGCCUGCUGGACAACAGUGACAGCACAAUGGGCCGUCGCACACAGACGCAGACGUUGCUUCGCACUAGGGAUCCAUCCUGCACUGCUCUGGGCUCCUUCAGCUCCCAGGGGGGACACCUCAUUGUGCCCAACUCAGGGGUGAGUCUGCUGAUUCCAGCUGGGGCUGUUCCUCAGGGCAGAGUCUAUGAGAUGUAUGUGACGGUUCAGAGGAAAGACAUCAUGAGGCCCUCGGUGGAAGAUGGCCAAACAGUGCUGAGUCCGGUGGUGAGUUGUGGGCCUCCGGGGGCCUUGUUGACGCGGCCUGUAAUCAUCACAAUGCACCACUGUGCUGUGUGUGACGGCCAACAGGAUUGGCUGAUCCAGCUCAAGAGCCAGUCACAGCAUAACCAAUGGGAGGAUGUGGUGGUAGUAGGAGAGGAAAAUUUCACUACACCAUGCUACAUCCAAAUGGACGACGAGGCUUGCCACAUCCUGACAGAGACACUGGGUACAUACUGCCUUGUGGGCCAGUCUCUCAGUGCUGCAACCACCAAACGCCUCAAACUAGCCAUCUUUGGUCCCGUCACCUGCCCUGCCAUGGAGUAUCAUAUCAGAGUCUACUGCUUGGACGACACGCAGGAUGCGCUCAAGGAAGUUUUGCAGAUGGAGAAGCAGAUGGGUGGGAAAUUGCUGGAUGAACCAAAGACUCUCAGCUUUAAAGACAGCACCCACAACUUGAGACUUUCCAUCCAUGAUGUUCCCCACACGUUGUGGAAGAGCAAACUACUCGCCAAGUACCAAGAACUUUGCUUUCAGCAAGUAUGGAGCAGUUCACAGAGGAACCUCCACUGCUGCUUUACCCUAGAGCGAUUCUCAGCCAGCACGGUGGACCUGACCUGUAAAAUAUGUGUGCGCCAAGUUGAAGGAGAAGGGCAGAUUUUUCAGCUAAACACAACACUGUCGGAGGAUUCCCAGAGUAUCGAUACAUCUCUGCUGGACCCUGCCAGUAACAUCACAACAUUGGUGGGGCCAAAUGCCUUUCGUAUCCCCGUUUCCAUUCGACAGAAGUUGUGCGGCAGCCUGGACGCUCCGCAGACCAGAGGAAAUGACUGGAGGAUGUUGGCUCAUAAACUUAACCUUGACAGGUAUCUGAACUACUUUGCCACCAAAUCCAGUCCUACAGGAGUCAUCCUGGACUUAUGGGAGGCUCAGCAUUUUCCUGAUGGCAACCUCAGUCGCCUUGCCCAAGUUCUGGAAGAGAUGGGACGCCAUGACAGCCUUGUUCCUUCUGUGACUGAGCACUGACGUCCGCCCAUCUGGAAGUGUGACAUUCCAGAAAGGAAGAAGACAUAACAAGAAAACGAGCGAGGGGGGACCCCCAAAAAUCAGGACAGUCAUUUGGCAUCUCGGGGACAAAUGCUCGUUAAUACUCACUAAUGCUGCGUGAGUGUACACUCAAAGUAAGAAUAUAGAAACAGCCAGGUUUUCUCAGCCAUGACCUAGUUAAAUGUUGGCAACAAAGAGAGUAAAAACCUGGGUAGUAAACAAGAUGUUUGCCAGUCACUUCUCUGGCUGUUCCUUCAUCUCUCUGGUAUGACGACAUGAUAUUUUUGGCUCCGGUUUCCCUGGAAACAGCUGUCCAGUUAUUUGGAUGGGCCGUACGGAUGUGGAUGACACUGUCACAGUACCCAAGUGUUAUGAUACACAAUGAGAGGUCAAUGGAUCAAAAGAGGAAGACUUGGAUGAGCGGAGGAAUUUCUAACUCUUUAAAAUCAGUUUCCAUAGCAACUCCAUGGACAAAUAUGUGUUCUGUGAUGACAAAGUACUUAAUAAUAUGCCUAUUUAAACAUAUGAUUUUUUUUAUAUCGUUCUGCCUGCUAACGAAUACUUUGCAGUCCAUUCAGUUGUUGUAUGUUUAUGUUUGGCUGUAUCAUAGCACCACCUGGUGGACAGUGGAUGCAGUAACGAUCCAUCUUGUCAUCAACAUAUGAGUACAGAAGGAAAUCAGUCAUUUUUUAGUGUCCUUGUUGUAACUACUAUUAAUACCUUUUAGUUAUUUUUUUUAAUAUAUAUAUAAUUAUUUCUUAUUAGUUACGUGUGAUUCUUUUAUAUUUUGUCUUUCAUUUUUAAUGAUGUUUGAGUUGCAUCUGUGAUAGUUCUUAUUUUUAUCUCUUUUUUUGGCAUGUUAUUUUUCUCACCUGGUAAUUUGGUUAAUAAUACAAGUCUGUUGGCCCUAAAUGGAGAGGUUUCAGAAGGAAAAAAGUAAAGAUUUUUAUGUUCAGUUAAUAUAAUUUACAUGACAGACAAUAGUGGAAGAUAGUGUAAUCAAACAGGUAUAUUUUUGUAGGACCAAUUCAACUGAAAACAGCUGCUUUUUACCAAAUAACAUACAUUUAAAGUUGAAUUUAAUACAGAAGGUAAUCCGCUUAACAUUGUGUCAUCUCAUGUGUUCAGAAUUGAAUUGCAUUCACCUGUACUUUUGGAAAAAAGCCGAGAUUUUAACUCAGACUUUGAUGUUUGUACAUUAAAUGACAAAAAGCCAUGUUAUGAAGAUACUGAUUAUGUGCAUAAAAUUAGUGAUACCUGUAAAUGCAACAUUCCUUUAUUGCAGCAGCCUCAGUGUUUUUAUUUAAUGCAUUUAAUAAUUUUUUUUAUUUUAAAUGGCAGUUGUCCCAGUUUUUCGUAAAGCCGUCUAUGCAAACUUUGCAUCGUUUUGAAACAAUCUUUACAUUCUCAGUGGGCUAACCUUUGCAUUAACUAGUUGUUUUUCAGCUUUAUGAUUAUUAUUGUGUAUAGUGAGAAUGUAGCCAGUCUGUUUCUGGCACUCAUUAUGUUCCUCUCAACGGCUUGCAUUUCAUCUGUCAAGUUAUUGUACAAAGUGUAAGAAAGAAUUUUUAAAACUAAUAAUAAAUUAUAUUUAUAUGCAACAAUAAUAAAUUGGCUGUGCUCGUUUUGC
This is a messenger RNA of Melanotaenia boesemani (Boeseman's rainbowfish), 5080 nucleotides long. It is a transcript of the gene unc5c, whose product is annotated as unc-5 netrin receptor C. Bases 559 to 3429 code for a protein of 956 amino acids. The transcript has 17 exons. Gene Ontology annotation, cellular component: membrane. Lineage: Eukaryota; Metazoa; Chordata; Actinopteri; Atheriniformes; Melanotaeniidae. Gene Ontology annotation, molecular function: protein binding; netrin receptor activity. The record is from RefSeq and is a predicted model, not a curated record. Gene Ontology annotation, biological process: netrin-activated signaling pathway.